Lasiodiplodia theobromae is the source of this 2796-nucleotide messenger RNA. RefSeq names its product Conserved glutamic acid-rich protein. Bases 1 to 2796 code for a protein of 931 amino acids. The record is from RefSeq and is a predicted model, not a curated record. NCBI's taxonomy places the organism in Eukaryota, Fungi, Ascomycota, Dothideomycetes, Botryosphaeriales, Botryosphaeriaceae. The transcript has 3 exons.
AUGGCCAUGACUACCACCAACCAAACCCUUCCGGGUCUCCAAGUGACCGCACCUGAUGAGGACAUGGAGAUCUCAGACUACGAGCGAAACGCCGACGAUAUCGACAUCGACAUCGAUCUUACUGUCGAUCCUAGUCAUCAUGAAGACGAGAACAUGGAUGACGAUCGCUCUGAACACGACAAUAGAGACGAUGUCAUGCUCGAUGGCGAUGGAAACGACGAUGAGGACGGUAUGAUGCAAGACAACAUGUCUGUCCCUGACGAGCACCUGACCGAUGCGAGUGACGUUGGUUACGUCGAUAUCGAGGUCAAAGAGGCGCCGCAGGAGCAAUCUGCCGCAGAACACGUUGAUGUAGAAGUGCAAGAUAGUGGCCAGGCCGAGGAUUUCAUCGACUACGAUGACACUGCCACCGCGCAGGUUCAGCCAGCACCGCAGGCUGAACAACCGCCUGCCGAUCAUUCUGUCGCAGAACAAAGCCAACUUCCUGGUAGCGAGGAGCCUGGUAAUCAGGAAACCAAUGUCCAAGCACAAAAUCCCGAAGCCUCUACUUUCCCUGAACCUUCGGCUCCGGAUCGAGCUUCUGUCUCAGCUGAAGCUGCAGUCGAUGAGACUACUUUGGUGAAUCCUCGUAUCGAAGACUCGGUUGCAAUCCCAAGUGGUGCUGCUCAAGAUACCGAAGAGUCACAUGCUUCCGGCGAACCCGUUGACGCGCACCCGGAAACUACCCCUGCCGAGCCGACGCCUGAUUCUCCAACUGCCACUGUGCCUCAAGAUGGAACUCAUCUUCCUACAGAAAUAUCAGAAAAGCAAAGCCAGGCAAAGGAGAGCCCUCACGAUGGCCACGAGGAAAGAGUCGAAACUGGCCCAGAUUUCGCUGAGCAGCAGACAGAGCCCGAGCAAUCGGCUCAACAAUCUGAAGAAGCUCUUGAUUUCUCGCACCUACCCUUCGAUCCCAAAGCCGAAGCAGGGGAUCAAUCCCCUCAUACUGCAUCCUCCCUGCAUCCCGUUGUAGUUGUGUAUCAGGGAGAUGAGAUUUCCCUUUUCCCUCCUCAUGGUAGUGAUACCUCCGAUAGCUUCUAUUUUCUCCAUGAUGAGUCCUUGGUGAACGAGAGUAUUCGUUCCCUUCUCCAGGCCUGCAGGCAAGUUCUGGGUGAGACAAUGCGAGACGAGGAUGAGUUGGAGAUCGAUAUUGCGGAACUUGGGCUUUGCGAUUCUGAUAAUGCUGCCAAUACCAGCUUCGCCCAAGUCCUCGACGUUUAUCUUCAACUCCACCAACUUGACGGACAUCAAAGCCCUGGCCCUCUUUACAUGACACUAAAUACUAAGACUAGGUUUUCAGCGCGUUUGGAUGCCUUGCUUGCGGCCAUUGCCGAUGGCAGGGGCAUGUCACAACUGUCGUUCCUUGAGGAUGUUACGGAAGAAGAUGCGUACGCCGGAUCCGAUGACGCACCAGAAGAGCAGAGGUCGUUGAAGCAGGCUGAUGAUCGAUAUGAAGAGCAUGCCGAUAACUCUGUUCCGGAGCAUGCGUCCGAGCCCGGAGGGCUUGAACACGAGGGCUCCCACGGAGAAGUGCAUACGACGGGUGAACGAGCACCCGAGCCUGGCUCGACCGAUGUCGAACAAUCCCGGACUCAGGCAGAGGAUGUCUUGGGUGUGGCAUCCCAAGAGCAAUGGUCCACCUUGCAACAAAACCAAGACUCAGUAUCGACUCAUCAACACGAGCCUCAAGGCUAUGUGUCACCAGCGCCUGAGGACUUGCCCGAAUACGAAUCGUCAGAUGAAGGAAACGACCCAGGAGCACAAGAGAAGGAGGAUAGCCUUGAAAAAGGCGCAAAGGCAGAUGCCUCUGAGCCUGAUCACUCACGCGAAAAUGAUCAGAUUAACUAUGAUGAUGGUGAAUACGCAGAGGAAGCUAGGGACGAUGCGUCUCUCCGCUCUUCCACCCUGCAGGGCGAUCAUACUCCGGCGGCUGUCGACGAGGGUGUAUCCCAGCGUGAAAAUAACGCUGGCGCUACAUUGGCAGGCGUUGAUGAUGCGCUACACAACGAACCCCACGGCGAAAACGGAGAAGAUGUCCCUGCGAUACGGCAAGACGAAACCUCGAACCGUAAUGGCUCCGAUACGCAGUUCGUCGAAUCUACUGUCGCCGUGGAAGAGAAUCAGGAGUUUGAGCAGUCCGAUGGCCAGGGCGGGCUAGAGAAUGCAGAGGAAACUCUGGAGCAGGAAUUGGAGCGCGAGCUCAAUGACCAAUCUGGAUCAUUCGAUUUACAAGAGGGCGCCCAGGGAAUGCCUGGUGAGGAGCACUACCCGACAAACUAUGAAGAAGGCGAAGAGUACGGAUUUGAACAGGAUGAAAAUACCCAAGAGACACAAGAUGGCGAGGGAUCAUACGAGGAGUUUGUCGUCGUUGAAGCAGAAGAUGUUCACGAAAGCUUGGGUGCGCCCAACGGUGGCCAAGCUGCUGACGAUCAGAGAUGGUCUCAUGGCGAUGGGUUCGAUGACGCCGAGGCCGAGCAGACUGCGGAGAAUAAUCCGGAUGAGACUCAUUCAGGGCUUGAACAAGGCUUGGAAGACGAUCAUGCUGGACAAGCUCAACCAAAGGCUCACGCAUCGGAUGAAGAUGAACUGGACACGAUUGAUUACGAUGACGAGGAGCUUUCGCGGCCCGCGUCAGCGCAGCAAGAUGAGGCUGCGGUUCCGUCCCCAUCUUCCGCCAAGCGGGGCUGGGAAGAGCUUGGACAGGACGAUGAUGACCAGGCCGACGAGCAAGCGCCAAAGAAAGUCAAGUCCGAAUGA